ACGUUUGGAUUCUGAAUUAACGGUGGCAGAAUAUGGAUGUUAGUCUGUGAUGACAGCACAACCGAAGCCGGAGAUGAAGCCGGAACUGCCUUUGCAUCCUACAGCUAAUGUGCAGCCAGGAGCACCAGCCAAACAUGUCCAGGCCUCUGGAAAGUCCACGAGUCACUCAGUUGGCAGUAUGAAAAAGAACAAAUCCAAGUUAGCGACUUGGUGGAAGUGGUUAGCAAUCCUGACAGCCACCAUCUUUACUGCUUUUUGUGUGGUCUUGCUUUGGGAUUAUCUGCACGAGGAUGGCUUGGUGCUUGCACGCCAGGCUGAUGUGUUGGAAGGAAAGUUUUUUGAUGUACCAUGCUCCAAAGAUUAUGAAAAUUACAAACGAUUUGCAGGUUGUACUCCAACAAAGUGUGGAAGGGCAGUGAAAGAUACAGUGGUAACUCGAGAAGAAGCAGAGAGGAUGUUACGUAUAGCCAAGAAAGGGCUGUCCUUGGGAGGAUCAGAUGGUGGGGCUUCCAUUCUAGAUUUGCACUCUGGAGCACUAUCAAUGGGGAAACAAUUUGUUAAUAUCUAUAGGUACUUUGGGGAGCAAAUAAAAGAUAUAUUUGACGAAGAAGACUUCACACUCUACAGUGAUGUGCGAUGGCGCAUUCAACAAGUAAUAGCUGAAACAUUUGAGAUUGACUCAACUCGCCUGCACCUUACAAAGCCCACCUUUUUCUCAAGGAUGAACAAUACUGAUGCCAAGACUAUGCAUGAUGAAUAUUGGCAUCCGCACAUUGAUAAGGUGACAUAUGGAUCAUUUGACUACACUUCACUAUUGUACCUCUCUGACUAUCGGACUGAUUUUGGUGGUGGGCGAUUUGUGUUCAUGGAUGAACUUGCCAACAGAACAGUAGAGCCUCGGAUAGGUCGUGUUUCAUUCUUCACAUCUGGUUCAGAAAAUCUUCAUUAUGUGGAAAAGGUGGAGUGGGGCACUCGAUAUGCCAUCACAGUCUCAUUCAGCUGUGAUCCCGCCCAUGGCAUUGAAGACCCUUCUUUACCGUAGACUGGUUGGUGCCAUUGAAGAACAGAAGCAUCUUGGCCCUAGAAAUAAACUAAUAAAAACAAAACAGUAAAUCAGUUAUACACCCAAAAAGUUGUUUUUUAAGCUAGGUUGAAGAUCAAAUCUGGAGGGAAAACUAUUGUAUUAGAAAUCAACUUGGCUCCAUUGUCCCAAGACCUUUACCUGUGUUUCAAAAAUAGUUUCUGUUUAAAGGUGUACUGUUUAUAUUGUAGUCCUGAGUCACACUGUUAAAGUAUGUUAAUAAAUAUCUUUAUGUAAUUACGAUUUGACUGAAAAACAUGACAUUCAACAGUGUUGUUAUAUUGAUAUUCACUAGUUUAUUGAAAGUGUUAACUGGCUGAGUAUUGAAACUGUGGAGUAGCUGGCUGUUAUCAUUGGAAUCACAGAUUGGACUUCCGUUUUUUCUAUUUUGACCGUUUAGUCUUUAAUCAGAGCCUGCAUGUAUCAUGCUCUUUCACAUUAAGUAUGGUCACCUUUUAGAUGUUUAUUCAUUAAAAAUGGUAUCAGGUUGCCUCUACAUUAAAGAGGCACAGUUCUAUUGGAGUGCUUUCAGGACAGGUUCAGCUCCCGCAAUAAGUGCCAUAAUUGACCUCUAGCAACAUUUGUGCCAGAGUAGAUUUGCUGAAAGAAUGUGUAAGAAUAAUUGAUGGGUGUUUAGUGUUGAAUAUUUGAUACUCUUCUUAGCUGAUUCAAGUUUUCCUAUAUUAAACAGACCUGCAUAAAAUAAAUCUUUUCAAACAACUCUACCAACAGCCUCAAUAAACUGUGUAAUUUGUUGAAAACCAUUUAACUUUUAGUUUACCACAGAGGCCAAGAAAUAAUUAGUAAUAUAGUUGUCUCCCUUCAUACUGUUCUAUUUCUCUAAUUCUGUGUAUAUAAAAAUAACAUCAAUAAAAAUAAUCCAUCACAGCA
Carcharodon carcharias (great white shark) is the source of this 1972-nucleotide messenger RNA. It is a transcript of the gene ogfod3, whose product is annotated as urotensin-2 receptor 2. Gene Ontology annotation, molecular function: iron ion binding; oxidoreductase activity, acting on paired donors, with incorporation or reduction of molecular oxygen; L-ascorbic acid binding. Bases 50 to 1042 code for a protein of 330 amino acids. The transcript is spliced from 9 exons. Gene Ontology annotation, cellular component: membrane. The record is from RefSeq and is a predicted model, not a curated record. Lineage: Eukaryota; Metazoa; Chordata; Chondrichthyes; Lamniformes; Lamnidae.